Messenger RNA from Caenorhabditis angaria, 612 nucleotides. The record is from the annotation of a GenBank genome assembly. Lineage: Eukaryota; Metazoa; Nematoda; Chromadorea; Rhabditida; Rhabditidae.
AUGCUGCGGUUUUUUAUUCUUUGUUCAACACUUCCUUUCGUUUAUUGCCGAAUCUUAACAGAUUGUCGAAACGAAACACUUAUUAAUGUGAGUUUUUAAAAAUUUGCUAAUCAUGAUAAAUAAUAAAUAUUUUUUCAGAGCAACAAUGAAAUAUUGGAAGAAUCGACAAGUAUAAAACUUCUUGAAACGUACAAUGGUCUUUAUGAAGCUUGUAAAAAAUAUCAGGUGUUAAAAAAAACUUAUUUGGACAUGUGAAAAAUACUCUUUUAUUUACAGAAUCUUCUAAUCAAUUCGAAAUGUGAUGCGAUCGACAAAAUUUUGAUAGACAAAAAAUGCACACUAGCGAAAUUGAUGACUAGUGGAUUUGACACGAAUUGCUACAAGAAACUCAAAAUUGCAGAUUCAAAAUGUUUCAAUGAUUAUUUAUAUCGAAACAAGAGACCGUUCAUAAUUAUGCCACCGAAAAGUUCUGAAUAUUUGACUGAUUAUUGCUCCAAUCUUCUAGGCGAAAAUAAUUGUUUGAAACCUUUGAUUUUGGAAUUAUGUGGCUCAGAAAAUUGGAUCGAUUUAGAGAAGAAUUUUCUGAAAUAUGAUAAUUAUUGUGGUGAAUAA